CCAGAUACACGCUAUUUAUUCGCUAGUGAUUUAAAAAAAAAAGCUGCUUUAUUGGUCAAUAACAUCUAUCCGGUUAGCAUGCAUACACGCAGUUUGUCAAGUUCACAUGUUGCAUCUAACAUAAACAACCACAUGGCAACGUUAUGCAAGUGAAGGCCAGACAAGACAGCUAUUAACGGUAACCGUGGUAUUUUAUGGAGCGAGGACGCUAAGGACAAUUGCGCCGGUUGCCAUAAGCAACGUUUUCAAUUACGGCCUGUCGGCUAUGUUCAACAUUUUUCCUUGCAGUCCCACUGAUCCCACUGUUCCACAAAUGUUCGUCUAGUCCAAAAAAAUUGCAUUCCAGUCGUUUAUCCUUUUUAUUAGUCGCUUGUGUAACGUAUCAAUAUCGACAUCAACAGAGCAAUCUGCGAGCACUCGUCCAAAAAGUGCGUUUCUCAGUCUAGUCGGGGAAAUUUCCCGAUACAGUCGAGUCAAAAUGGAUUGGCCAAGCCCACGGGUCGUUCAGGGUGGGUUAUUUCACGCCCCGAAGGCAAAGUACACCAAAGAAACGCAAGAUUUGAUCAAAGUCCUAAUGGAGGAAGCAAAAUUAACGAUUCUUCAGCGAAAUAAAAUCAACUAUCAUUUGCGAACGGGAGAACCGCUCCCUCCCCCAAAAGAGCCAAAAUUUGAACCGGAACACAGCAGCUUCCUUCCCACCGCCAUUCAGCGUAAGAGUAUCAAGAAAAGAUCUCUGUCGACCAUCAUCGAAAGCGGUGCAUUUGAUGUAGAAAAGUAUGCUGCCAAGGACGGUAAACCGCCAAUCGAAAAAACGAAGCUUAAACUACAGGAAGAAAUGGCCGGCUGCAAAAUCAUUCCAGACGAUGGACGGAAGCGAACACUGCGUAGGCAAAGUGAGGGCGAUUUGGAAUUCGUUGCACCCGAUCGCGAAGCUGAGCUUCUUGAGGAAAUCAACGAACGCAUUGAAUGGCUUGCUGAAAUGGAAACACUUGGAGAAGGCAAGAAGCAUCGUCCUGUUAUUCACGCUCAAAUUGCCGAUCGACUAAAUGAACUUAAGCGAUUGGAGAAGAUGCAAUUGCAACAAUGCUCUAUGGUUGGAGCAUCUUCAGGAACUGGUCACGAUCACGAUACUAACAAGUGAAUCCAGUAUUUGCACCACCGACGCGAAUCUUAAUUAAUGUUUAUGUUUAUCAAUAAAUUCAAAAAUAGUUUACUUGAACUACUGAAAAUUACACGGUGAAACUUACGAACUAUGCAAAAUAAAGCG
Molecule: messenger RNA, 1267 nt
Organism: Toxorhynchites rutilus septentrionalis
Lineage: Eukaryota; Metazoa; Arthropoda; Insecta; Diptera; Culicidae
Product: UPF0193 protein EVG1 homolog
Exons: 3
Coding region: 479-1141 (220 amino acids)
Source: RefSeq, a predicted model, not a curated record